UUAAAAAUUCAUUAUCACACACACAUAUACCCAAAAUUUUCUUCUCCUCUUUUCUCUCUCUCUCUGUCUCAAAGUUAGUAGUAUCUUUUCGCUUUGUGUCUUCUACCUUUUCUUUUGGUUGAUUCUCUGUGUGUUUCGUCAGUGCUAAGUCUGGAACCAGGAGAUGGUGACGGCAGAUGACUGGACCAAGUCAGCGAUGAGAGAUGGAGAAGUGGUGGCUGAGCUUCUGGUUAGGCUCAAGAAAGCCAAAGUGAGACCUGUUCUGUUCUCGUGUCCGACGCUCCAGUGGGGAAACCGGCAGCGACGGUCGAGAAAAGAAGCUGAUUCAGCUAGAUGUAGCCCGAGUACACCGCUCUCUUGGAGCACUUCUUCUUCUCCAUCUGCUCACCUCGACGGUUACGAGGCCACCGAUGGCACUGGCUCAUUAUUUCCCGUCGGAUCUAGAUCCAAGGUUCUUGUAACCGCAGACUUGGAUUUUGGUGUCAAAAGAUUGCAGAGCAAAAAGGACACUGAAUUGAUCAGAUCAGCAUUCAGGGAACGAGGAGACAUGAAGAACAAGAACUUUAAGAGAAUGAAGCUGAACGCACAAAUUUGUAGUUCUCUCUCGGGUUGUAAUUUGGCACAAAAUGAAGAUGGCAAUUUCCUGCUACCUGACUUGAAUUUAGUGCCGUGUGAGGAAGCAACAGUAUGAUAUAAGGAUUGUAAAGUGAAGGAACUCACUUAAAGUGAUCAGAGUGGAGUGAUUUGAUCAUCUUUGGCUCAGCUUCUGAAAAGAGUCUGCAUUGCAGGAACUCAAGGAAAAAAAAAAUGUGUAUAAAUUCCUCAAGGAAUUUUCGUCCAUAUAUAAGAUAAAUAUCAUAAGCAGAUGUGUAGGAUAAAGAAAACAAAUAUUUGUUGGUUUCUUUGUAGUGUCAUUUUGUAAUGUUUGUCUACAUUAGCACAAGGAGUCAUUUUGUAAUGUUA
This is a messenger RNA of Raphanus sativus (radish), 963 nucleotides long. RefSeq lists its product as uncharacterized. The record is from RefSeq and is a predicted model, not a curated record. The transcript has 3 exons. Bases 164 to 691 code for a protein of 175 amino acids. NCBI's taxonomy places the organism in Eukaryota, Viridiplantae, Streptophyta, Magnoliopsida, Brassicales, Brassicaceae.